CGCGCGCUUCAAACCCGGAUGGAUGACUUCACCGUUCUGCCUGGGUUUCCUUUAUGAUCCCGGGAUCUCCCACUUCCCUCACCAGACAUCAGCCAGCAACACAGGCGAACACAGCUCUCCUUCACUCUCACUCACACGCUGUCUCUGCCUGCAGCUGCAACACAUCCAGAGACCACAGAGAGACCACAACAACAGCCGGACCUCAGACGCUGGUGGCCCCUCAUCCACAUCGACUCUUACGCACAGAAAGGAUCCCAGCAGGAGAAACACUCCAGCCGCUGCAGCUUGCACACACAAAAACGGGAUCUACGGCUUUAUUGCGCACAUAAAGCCACCGAGGAAGACUUUUAUCCACUUUUUAUCUGCGCUGGUGAUCCUUCUCCGCCGUGCCACAAUGUCCGAGGUACUGCCAUACAACGAGGGGAAAAUGAGCGGCUACGGGGCGGACAGCGAGGUCAGUCAGAUGUCCUUUAGCUGCGGACUGCAGGACACAAACGCCUUUUUCGCUGCGUCGCAGGCGAAAAGACCCCCAAAGCUUGGACAGAUCGGCAGAGCCAAGCGAGUGGUCAUUGAGGACGACCGAAUAGACGAGGUCCUGAAGGGGAUGACAGAUAAGUCUUCACCCGGCGUUUAAACGUGAGCGAUGUCUUGCAGACUUUUUUAAUUUUGAUCACCGAUUUGAAGCACUUGUCGGCUGUGCAUGUUCGAGGAUUGCGGGAGAAAAAACGACGGCACGAAGCGAAGGAUGGUGUGACUGAGGAAAGGCAAUGAAAGAGGGGGGGAAAUGGAGAAGGCUAAAGGAAGAGAAAUGUGGAAGAAAGAGAUGAAGAAAGAAAUGAGAGAGAGAGAGAGACUCUGGAAAAGACCAAGAUUUAUCAUGGGAUUGCUGGCAAUUCUCCAAACGAAUCCCGAUUUUAACUACUGCUACGCAGCAAGAUGUUGAGAUGGCGGACCCCGCUCUGUGUCUCAACCUCUGCUGACUUUAAUGAUGGAUGAACUUGUCAUUACUUCACGACCAUCUCUUUUUAUUUUUCCUUUCCAACAGCGCUGUAAGCAACAAAAUACUGCAACUGGAGGCUGAAGCUAAAUCCCAGCCCCAUUUCAAUAAGUUGUACAGUACAGUAGGUAGGCUAAGCUCUCAGACGUCCCCCUUCCUCCCUCCCCUUCUUCCUCCCUCCUCCCCCUCCUUUAGGCUUUGCUUUGUUGAUUCAGUCAGCGACGGUGCAUUCAAGGGAGCUGUCCUUUCAGCACUGGUCCAAUGCAUUCCUGUUGCUGCUAACGCUUUUUUCAAAAACAGACCAACCAAACUCUCGAGUCUGCUAAAUAGAGGAGACCCAUUGUAUGUAAAAACAUAUAUCCGAGGAUGGUGCAAUGUUAAUAUUUUCUGUAGUAGAAGCCGUUUGUUUUUGGCCCUUAAAGAGCAUUAGGCCACUGAAUAAACCAGGCUACAUUCUUCUUCUUCUUCUUGCAUCACCCAUCAGUGGUUACAGGUGCAGCGUGGCACCUUCCCUUCAUGUAGCUGAGUUACACCUGCACAUAUCUUUAUUUCCCCUCUCCUUUUUUUAUUUUUUUAUUUUGCAUUUCAAAUGCUCCGAUAUCUACAGAGGCCAGCACAGAUGUGGAGAUUACAGUAAAUGUUUAAAAUAAUACUCAUGAAAUUGAUGGAAAAAAAAUUAUGCUUUCCAUAAAUUUGGUUAAUUUUCGCAGUAAUUCGUGUUUCGUCCUCUAUGAGUUUUUUUUUCUCCAUCUAUUUGCAUGAACUUUCACUCCGGUGCCAACGCAGGUGCCACUACUCUUACCCUGGCACGCUUCUUUUUAACAAAAGUCAUAUUUGUAUUUUUAUAUCUAAAUAUUUGUUAUUUAAAUGAUAUGCUAGUCUAUCGUCUUACAAUUCAUCAACAGAAAUAUUUCUACUUCAGAGAGGAUAUACAGAAUGAGACUAGGCUUCACGGAGGCGAAGCUUAGAUUUUGGGCGGACUGGUCUCAUUCUAUAUCAGAGGUCGGGUGUUUUUUAAAGACUAACUGAAUGUGUCUGGGGUUUUUGCACACAUCAAUGUUAAACUAUUAUUAAGAAAUCGUAUACUGUGACUUGAGCUUCGUUGAUGAAUUUGUUAGAAAAUGGCAGUUUUAGAGUAUAUUGCACUGUUUACGAGUAUCCUCAAAUAACAUGUUGUUAUUUGACCGAUUUUGGACAUUACAGUUUUUUGUUUUUUAAUUUUGUUUAUUUUGUACCAUUAUUUUAAAGAAACUGGAUAUGGUUUGUUGUGCAUGAAACCUUAAUAUUUUCAAUAAUGAAACAUCGUUUUAUGAAGCAAAAAAGCAACAAAAAUGUCAUGACAUUCUAAGAAUGAGUCAUUGUAUAUUAUGAUGCCAUUUUCACUGUAUUUGGUGAAUUAAUAAAUGGUGAAAGAACAUGGAAA
This is a messenger RNA of Epinephelus moara (kelp grouper), 2420 nucleotides long. It is a transcript of the gene camk2n1a, whose product is annotated as calcium/calmodulin-dependent protein kinase II inhibitor 1a. Lineage: Eukaryota; Metazoa; Chordata; Actinopteri; Perciformes; Serranidae. The record is from RefSeq and is a predicted model, not a curated record. Gene Ontology annotation, molecular function: protein kinase binding; calcium-dependent protein kinase inhibitor activity. Gene Ontology annotation, biological process: negative regulation of protein kinase activity. The transcript is spliced from 2 exons. The coding region runs from base 23 to 634 and encodes 203 amino acids.